CACUCACCACGCCCUCACACGCACCCUCCCACGCAUCAAGGACCGCCAUUCCCCGCGCCCUACAUCCUCACCAUGGCGCACCGCAUAAUCACCCAAGUCGUGAUAACCGGCACGCGCGUCCUCGGCCGCGCCUUCACCGAAGCCUACAAGCAAGCCGCCGCCUCCUCGCAAUACCAAAAAGCGCAAGCCAAAGCGAACGGUGGCGCCGGCGGGGCAGGGUACGCGCACUCCGGCCUCACGCUCGAAGAGGCGUGCAAGAUCCUCAAUGUUAAGCCUCCCAAGGGCGGGAAGACGGAUAUGGAGGACGUGACGGAGCGAUUUAAGAAGUUGUUUGAUGUCAAUGAUCCGAAGAAGGGGGGAAGUUUUUAUCUGCAGAGUAAAGUCCUCAGGGCACGGGAGAGGAUCGAGAGUGAGGCGAGGAAGGCGGAGGAGGCGGAGAGUAGGGAGGAGGAGCUGAAGAAGGGGUGGAAACCGAAGAGCUGAGAAUCGUGAAUUACUGCUCUUUUUGCGGCGGGCAAAGAAGGGGGGAGGGGAGGGAGAAAAUCGACAACCUACGACGACAAUUUCGAGGAUGGAUCGGUUACCAUCAAUCAUCUCGCCCACUUUCCGGCUGCGAGAGCAACAGCAAAUCUUCACUCUGUAUUGGACAUAGCAACGGCGUUUUGGGUUUGGGUGUACGAGAGAGAGAGAGGGGGGGUGAAAGGGAGAUGUAUGUUGAGCUUGUAAAUGUACGAUAUAUUGAUAAGACUGGGGAGCAUUGGGGGGGCUUUUAGAACGUUGAAAAUUACGGGUACAAAGUUAAAUUAAAUGUAAGAACAAGU
Pseudogymnoascus verrucosus is the source of this 821-nucleotide messenger RNA. It is a transcript of the gene PAM16, whose product is annotated as mitochondrial import inner membrane translocase subunit TIM16. NCBI's taxonomy places the organism in Eukaryota, Fungi, Ascomycota, Leotiomycetes, Thelebolales, Thelebolaceae. The transcript is spliced from 3 exons. Gene Ontology annotation, cellular component: TIM23 mitochondrial import inner membrane translocase complex. The record is from RefSeq and is a predicted model, not a curated record. The coding region runs from base 73 to 483 and encodes 136 amino acids. Gene Ontology annotation, biological process: protein import into mitochondrial matrix.